Messenger RNA from Papaver somniferum (opium poppy), 1656 nucleotides. RefSeq names its product CASP-like protein 5B2. The transcript is spliced from 3 exons. Bases 384 to 848 code for a protein of 154 amino acids. Gene Ontology annotation, cellular component: membrane. NCBI's taxonomy places the organism in Eukaryota, Viridiplantae, Streptophyta, Magnoliopsida, Ranunculales, Papaveraceae. The record is from RefSeq and is a predicted model, not a curated record.
UGUCUACCACUGUCAUCUUUACUUUUUCAUCAUAAAUACUUUUCUCUUCACCAGUUUCUCUCUUUUACUUUCCCAAAUCCACUAACCAGUCAACUUCUUGGAACAUCAAACAAAAACAAAGGUCCCAAAACCCUAGGUUUGUUCAAAUUCAAAUCAAAUACUCUCUCUCUCUGAAUCUCUCUGAAAAAUUCCAUUACUUUAAUACUUCGAAAGAAUUUUAAAAACCUUUCUUCCUAGGAAACAUCUGAAGAAAAAUCUCUUCAUUUCUGUUUAAAAAUGGAAGAAAUUACUGUCUUCAUUCAUGGCAGAGAUUGUGAAAUCUGAGGAGGGUUUCUUCUGAGAAAGGGCAGAAGUGGCCCUUGUUGCUAAUUUGAGUAAAGGAUAUGAAGAAAUUGAUUGGGAGCCCAGGGACAUUGAGUGGAUUACUACUGAGAAUUGGGCAGGGUUUGUUUGCUGCUGCUUCUAUUGCUGCAAUGGCUUCUGCCUUUGGAUUUUCCAACUACACUGCUUUCUGCUAUUUGAUUGCUUCAAUGGGACUUCAAGUGUUGUGGAGUUUAGGACUCGCAUUUCUUGAUGUGUAUGCCAUAAAGAUAAAGAGAGACCUUCAUAACCCUGUCUUAGUCAGCCUUUUCGUUGUUGGGGAUUGGGUAACUGCUACACUGUCACUUGCAGCUGCAUGUUCAUCAGCAGGGGUUGCUGUUCUGUAUACAAAAGACAUGGGCUUUUGCAAGUCACUACCUCACCACCCAUGCAGCAGGUUCCAAAUCUCCAUAGCUCUGGGUUUCAUCACUUGGUUCCUCAUCUUUAUAUCAUCUCUUGUAACGUUUUGGCUCUUGGCAUCUGCUUGAACCCUUUUCUCGACACAUACAUCUGCGCCUGUUCUCUUCACACAAACACACACACUAAUAAUGCAUACUGCUCUCAUGUAAAAAUUUGGUGUACGUACCAUAACCUUGUUUUUAGUUGGUAACCAGAUGGUCUAUCACUUGGACUGUGUUGUUUUCCCUUGUAUUUUCUAGAAGCAGGAGCUUAUCCUGGUGCUCCACACUCUCAAAAAUCCUCUUAGGACCACCAUAAUUUUACUGAACAAUUCUCUUUUUCUUCAAGACUUUCUCAGCACUCACAUUCAUCAACAUUUUUCUUCUUCUUUUUCUUCAAAACUUCCUCAGCAUUUACAUUUUCAUCAGCAUUUUCCUCAACUGUUUUCUUCACUUUUUUUUUUUCUACAAAUCUCUCUCAGUACAGCGGCGUUUCAAAUGUCAACAGUUAAAGUAGUAGUAGUAGAAAGCGGAGAAGAAGACCAGUCAACUGCUGGUGCUGUUUGUGUGAAACCCGUUGUGCUGAGAGAUUCGAAGAUAAAAAAGAAGAAAAAUGUUGACGAAAAUGCUGAUGAAAGUGUAAGUGCUGAGGAAGUUUUGAAGACAAAUGUUGAGGAAAGCGAAAAUGCUGAGAAACUUGCUUGAAAAAAUAAUGGUGGUCCUAGGAAGAUUUUUGAAAGGGUAUGGAGCGACGAGGAUGAGCUCCUGCUUCUGAAAGGUGUUUUACCUACCAACUGCGUGAGACAAUUCAGCCGAUACUUGACUGGUCGAAAACUUCAAGUCAACAAUCGAUCUGUUAUCUGUGAUGAUCAGAAUUAUAAAUUUGUGGUUUAACUUA